AUGGCUCCGCACCGGGACGACGACACCCCGGUGCAGUCCGGCAAGCCGCACGCCGAGCACCUCCUGCACCGGUCGCUCGUCAUGCACCCGUCCAUGGUCACGUCCGCCAAGGGCACCCACUUGACUCUGAGCAGCGGACAGCGCAUCCUCGACGCCUGCGCGGGGGCCGCGGUUGCGGUCAUCGGCCACGGCAACGACGAGGUCCACGAUGCGCUGCUCGCCCAGGCCCGCAAGGUCAGCUACGUGCACACGCAGUCGUACACGACGCCCGUGGCCGAGGAGCUGGCCGACUUCAUCCUGCAGGGCAGCCCGCACGGCCUGGAAAAGGCCUUCUUCGUCGGCAGCGGCAGCGAGGCCGUCGAGUCGGCCCUCAAGCUCGCGCGGCAGUACCACUACGAGCGCGGCCAGCCCGAGCGGCUGCACGUCGUCUCGCGCAAGCAGAGCUACCACGGCAACACCAUGGCCACCAUGUCGGUCUCGUACAACGUCGCCAGAAAGGUGCCGUACCAGGGCUUCGCCUACCCGCACGUGUCGUACGUGACGCCUCCCUACGCGUACCGGUACGGGCUGGCGGGGGAGACGGAGGCGGCCUUUACCGCGAGGCUGCUGCGCGAGCUCGAGGAUGAGUUUCUGCGCGUCGGGCCGGACACGGUCAUGGCCUUUAUCGCGGAGACGGUCAUCGGGGCCACGGCCGGGUGUGUGGCCCCGCCCAGGGGCUAUCUGGCGGGCGUGCGGGCCCUCUGCGAUCAGUACGGCAUCCUGCUCAUCCUGGAUGAGAUCAUGUGCGGCACGGGCCGGACGGGGACCUUUUUCGCCUUUGAGCAGGAGGACGUCGUGCCGGACAUUGUCACGGCGGCAAAGGGGCUCGGCGGGGGCUACGCGGCCAUUGCCGGCAUCUACGUCCGCGGCAGGGUCAUUGACGCGCUGCGCCAGGGGUCCAAGGCCUACAACCACGGGCACACGUACCAGGCGCACCCGAUAUCGUGCGCGGCGUCCCUGGCGGUGCAAAAGAUCAUCCGGCGCGACAAUCUCGUCUCGCGGUGUCGCACCAUGGGCAAGGUCCUCGAGCGUCUCCUGCGCUCGCGCCUGAGCGACCUGCGGACGGUGGGCGAAAUCCGCGGCCGGGGGCUCUUCUGGGCGGUCGAGUUUGUCCAGGACCGCGAGACGAGGGAAACGUUUGACCCGAGCGUCGGGUUCGGCAACCGCGUCCAGCAGGAGGCGUUCCGCAGGGGCGUCGCGGUGUAUCCGGGCGCAGGGACGGUCGACGGCGUGAGGGGCGACCACGUCCUCCUUGCGCCGCCGUUUACCGUGACGGAAGAGGAGCUCGAGACUGUGUGCAGGGUUCUGCGAGAGGCAAUCGAGGCGCAGGAGGCGGCGGUGGCUGGCAUGGCGGCGUGA
Molecule: messenger RNA, 1398 nt
Organism: Purpureocillium takamizusanense
Lineage: Eukaryota; Fungi; Ascomycota; Sordariomycetes; Hypocreales; Ophiocordycipitaceae
Exons: 1
Coding region: 1-1398 (465 amino acids)
Cellular component (GO): cytosol
Molecular function (GO): transaminase activity; pyridoxal phosphate binding
Source: RefSeq, a predicted model, not a curated record